Molecule: messenger RNA, 669 nt
Organism: Staurois parvus
Lineage: Eukaryota; Metazoa; Chordata; Amphibia; Anura; Ranidae
Source: the annotation of a GenBank genome assembly
CAUCGGAUCACCAGGCAAAGCAGCAGGCACCGGGCCACCAGGCGGAGCAGCAGGCAGCGGGCCACCAGGCGGAGCAGCAGGCAUCGGGCCCCCAGGCGGAGCAGCAGGCAUCGGGCGCCGGCAUCGGGCCCCCAGGCGGAGCGACAGGCUCGGGCCCCCAGGCGGAGCGGCGGGCCCCGGACCCCCAGGCGGAGCGACAGGUCUCGGGCCCCCAGGCGGAGCGACAGGUCUCGGGCCCCCAGGCGGAGCGGCGGGCGCCGGACCCCCAGGCGGAGCGACAGGUCUCGGGCCCCCAGGCGGAGCGGAGCGGCAGGCGGCCGGACCCCCAGGCGGAGCGACAGGUCGCCGGCGGACCCCCAGGGCGGAGCGACAGGUCUCGGGCCCCCAGGCGGAGCGGCGGGCGCCGGACCCCCAGGCGGAGCGACAGGCACCGAGUCACCAGGCACAACAGUGGGCUCCGAGUCAACUGGCAUGACUGCGGGCACUGGGUCAGACAUUGGAUCGUCUGGCUGGACAGCGGGCAUCGGGCUGGGUAGAGGCAUCAGGCUGAAUGGAGGCAUCAGGCUGAGUAGAGGCAUCAGGCUGAGUAGAGGCAUCAGGCUGAGUAGAGGCAUCAGGCUGAGUAGAAGCAUCAUGCUGAGUAGAGGCAUCAGGCUGGGUACAGGCAUC